Molecule: messenger RNA, 6802 nt
Organism: Darwinula stevensoni
Lineage: Eukaryota; Metazoa; Arthropoda; Ostracoda; Podocopida; Darwinulidae
Source: the annotation of a GenBank genome assembly
AGACAAUAGAUGAAAAUGAAAUGAAAUGAGUGAUGCAGAUUUAGUUCCUGUGUCUCAUGAGAAGGUAUUGAAGUAUGAAACAUUCCUCAAUGAUGUGUUGAAAAGAGAGUUGGAGAGAAUCAACAAAGAAAGGGACUCAGUGUUUGAGGAACUCAGUGACAUUCUACAGUUAAGAAAUACCCUUCAGGUUCUUCAAGACACUUCUCUCUACUCGUCAGGAAAAUCCUUCAGGACUCAGGUGGACCUUGGCUGUAAUUUCUACGUGCAAGCAGAGGUGCCUGACACAUCAAAGGUCCUUGUGGAAGUUGGAUUUGGGUUCUACUUGGAGCUGACCAUCCCAGAGGCACUUGCAUACAUAGACAAGAAGGAAGCGGUGCUGAAUUGCAAGGCAGAGGACCUGGGAAAGAAAGGGGCAGAAGUGAAAGCAGACAUUCGCUUGGUGCUGGAAGGACUCGCAGAAAUCCAAGGACUCACCAUGGCAAAUUUACGGGUUCACUGCAUCUCACUCACUCUCAUUGCACUUCUCCUUUUCCAAGGCUUGGAAGGAAGUGCUGAAGAGAAAUCAGGCAGCCGGCAUGGCAACAAUUGGGCUGUCCUGGUUGACACAUCACGCUUCUGGUUCAAUUAUCGCCAUGUAGCUAAUGUUCUGUCUGUGUAUCGCAGCGUGAAACGUCUCGGGAUUCCAGACAGUCAGAUAAUCUUGAUGGUGGCAGAUGACAUGGCUUGCAACCCGAGGAAUCCAAAUCCUGCAACUGUCUUCAAUAAUGCUCAGCAGCACAUCAAUGUGUAUGGGGAGGAUGUUGAGGUGGAUUACAGAGGCUAUGAGGUGACAGUGGAGAAUUUUGUGAGGUUGUUGACUGGCCGACUGGCUGCAUCAGUGCCGCGUUCAAAGAGGCUUCUCACUGAUGAGACUUCCAAUGUUCUUGUCUACAUGACUGGUCAUGGUGGAGAGGGCUUCAUCAAGUUCCAGGAUUCUGAGGAGAUCACCAAUGUGGAAUUGGCAGAUGCUUUUGAGCAAAUGUGGCAGAAAGGGAGAUAUCGACGUCUCCUGUUUGUUGUGGACACAUGCCAGGCUGCUUCACUGUAUGAGAAAUUCUAUUCCCCGAACAUCCUGGCUGUGGCCUCGAGUCUUGUGGGAGAGGACUCCCUGUCACAUCACGUGGACUCUGCCAUCGGGGUCUACAUCAUUGACCGCUACACAUUUUACCUCCUGGAGUUCCUCGAAGGAGUGACUCCAUCGUCAAACCGCACGCUUGCCGAGUUCCUCCGGGUGUGUCCCAAGCACCAGUGCAUCUCAACAGUUGGGGUGCGGAACGACCUCUUCCCGACUGAUGAACCCCCCGAAAAGGUGAAAGUGACAGAGUUCUUCGGGUCCCUGCGCAGGGCCUUUGUCAGGUCCUUGAUACCUGAGCAACUGUUGCAAGUUGUUCUCAGAGAUGAGGUCAUGGUGAACUUGUCCCAGGAGGCACUCAACCAUGAUCCUGCGUGUAUUCCAAUUGCCACAUUGGAUUGUCCAAAGGCAUGCAGCCUGAGGACAAAUUGGGUAGAAGUUGGAAACAUCCAGGUGAAGGUCAAUGAACCCAAGCAUCCAUGGCUUGUCCCUCUCCAUUACUGUAAGAAGGCAUCCCUUGCUCAGGAUACCUCAGAAAUGGACUUGAAGCAGCGAAAAGAGAUCUCUCACAAUUCCACAGUCUUCCAUAAUCAAGCGGUGGUGCGUGCAGCAACCGAAGGCCGGAUCUUGAUCCUUGAGGGGAUGGAAAAGGCUGAGAGAAAUGUUCUUCCUGUGUUGAACAAUCUUCUUGAAAAUCGAGAGAUGCAGCUAGAAGAUGGUCGUUUCCUUAUGCACCCAAAGCGCUUCCAGGAACUGGCUGAGAUUUAUGGUGAAAAGGAAAUGGAGGAGUUGGGCGUUGUGGCUGUACAUGAGGAUUUCCAGGUGAUUGCAUUGGGUCUCCCUGUCCCUCGAUUCCCUGGGCAUCCACUGGAUCCACCACUCCGCUCACGCUUCCAGUGCCGUGCCGUCACUCCUCCUCCCUACAAGGAUCUGCUGGAGAUGGCAGUUGGGAUCUCGCCAAAUGCCUCGUCGGUCACAUCUCGACAGAUCGUGUCAUGGGCAUCCACAAUGGCCUCCUCGGAAUGGAGUGGCCUUGGGAUCCCUGACUUCCCCCUUCAUUCCUUAUCAAAUGCCUUCCACAUUCUUGAUAGGGUACCCAUGAAAGAAGAGGAGAUUCCUGGACUUCUACACCGACUCUAUCCCUGGAAACUCUUUGCAGAGGAAGGAUCUAAGGCAGUGGAGAAGUCACUGAAGAAGUUUAUAGUCCCUCCAAAGAAGCCAGAAAAAAAGGCAACAGCAGGGAAAAUACUUGUGGAGGUGACUCGAAUGGAAGAACCCGAUGGUGACUUGGGAUUUGCCAAAGUAACCUCUGGAAAUGAUGCAUUUUCUCUUCCAGUCCCUGUUGGUAGGGGUGAACUUGGCAAAGAAGCAGACAAAGGAAUUGUUGAGACAGAAGCAGUGAAGGAUCUGUUGGUUGAAAUGCUGGAGAGCCACAGUAUUGGCCAUGAUCUCCUCCUGGUUGGGCCCAGGGCAUCAGGGAAGAGCACCAUCGCAUACCGCUUUGCACAACUCCUUGGCUAUCAUGUCGAGCCUGUCCUCCUCUAUCAAGACAUGACUUCAAGAGACCUGGUCCAGGGGAGGAUGACUGAUGAGAAGGGGAACACAACAUGGAGAUUCUCAUCCUUGGUGGAAGCUGCUCUCAAUGACGCAGAAGUGAAGUGGCUUGAUGCAGAAGUCCUUUCCAUCUUUCUUACCCAUUCUAUGCCAGACUGGUCUGCAAAGUCUUUAUCUACUCUUGUCUCUUCUCUGUAUGGAGAAGUUCCUGAGAAAUGGUUCAAACUCUUGGAGUUGCGGGAAAUGUUGAGGCAAGGCAAGGAAGAUUCAAACACCAAGAGUCUAGGGGGGGCUCUGUCAUUGAGGCAAAUGCUUCGGGCUGCUAAGAUCUUCAGUGCCUUCCCCCACUCAUCAGCUGAGGACUUUGUGAAGCGCACCUGCUUAUACAAGUUCUUGCCCAUCCUGGGUCGAGAGAUGCUGGAUGACUCCCUGAAGAAGGCCAAUUUGUGUGAUCACGUUGAUGCAAGUGGAAAGGAGAUGAACUGGAGUAUCGAUGAUGGGACGUUGACAAUUGGUGAGACAAGGAUCCCAAUGAUGGAGACUGAGGGUCGGAUGCAAGUGAAGGUCCCCUCCACUCUCUUCUACGACAUCCAACAGCAAUUGGAAGUGCUGGAAGAGAUGAUAAAGGACUUUGACCGAGGAGAGCACUUGUUACUGAUGGGGACACAGGGAGUGGGGAAGAAUCGUCUCGUCGAUCGCAUGCUCUCCCUUCUUCAGUAUCCACGUGAAUACAUCCAACUCCACCGAGACACAACAGUGAGCAGCCUCACAGUGAAGCCAUGCAUAUCAGAGGGCCGAGUGUCAUAUGAGGAUUCUCCCCUUGUGACAGCAGUGCGAUUGGGUCAUGCCCUCGUUGUUGAUGAAGCAGACAAGGCACCCACCCAUGUCACCUGUAUUCUCAAGAACCUAAUCGAACAAAGGGAGAUGGUUCUGUCUGAUGGAAGGAGGAUCGUUCCUCCUGGCCACAGAGCAGAUGAUCCUAAUUGCAUCCCCAUCCAUCCCAAUUUCCGCAUGAUCAUCCUUGCCAAUCCUCCUGGCUAUCCAUUCUUGGGCAAUGACUUCUAUUCCACACUUGGAGAUGUGUUUGCUUGCCACGUGAUCGAGAACCCAGACCGGAGAUCCGAACUGGCCCUGCUGAGGGCAUAUGGGGGUGAGAACGUGGGUGAUCACGUCCUCGAGCCCCUCGUCUCCAGCCUCCAGGACCUGCGGGAGAGGAGCCAGAAGGGGGCCCUCGCUUACCCGUACUCCACACGAGAGGCUGUUGCUGUCGUCAAGCACCUAAAGAUGUUCCCUGAGGAUGGACUCAGCGGGGCAUUGAGGAAUGUGUUGGAUUUUGACCAGUGGAAUGAGGACUCUUUGGCACAAGUAAAGGAAGUCCUCAUGACACAUGGCAUUCCCUUUGGUGCUUCCCCUCAACAAAUAUCCCUUGGGACUGUAGUGGAGCUACCUCGUGCAAAAGAGAGGGGCGUGUGGAUCAUCCGUGGGGACUCUGAGGAAAGCACAAUGCCAAUCCACCUUCCUGUCUCAGUGAAACACAUGUCAUUUGAAGGGGUGACAAAAAUGAGCCUUUAUGAAGGAAAGCUGGAUCUGGUGAGUGCCCGACUGGAAGGCUUCACAGAGCAGGAGAGAUGGAUGAGGAUCCCUAUCUCCAAGCAUGACCUCAUAUGUGGUCUCACUUCCCAUCCUCCAUCAGGAAGACUGUAUGCACUGUCAGGGCAGCCCCCAGCCCUCUACGAUGCAGAUGUGAUCAGCAAACGCCUUCGCAUCUUCCGCCUUGCCGAUUUCUCUUCUGUCUAUGGGAACAUGAAGCCCAUUCUUGCUCCUUAUCUCCUUGCACAGGGGCAAAUCAUUCUCCACAAUACAAAGAACAAUGGGGUACACAUGAUGGAUGUCGAACGAGGGGACCUGUAUCGCAUCGAGAAUGCAAGCAUCCUCGAGGGGGGGAAUUCCCGCUGGGCCGGCUGGGGUCUUCCCUUUCGCUCUGACUCGGGCCUUCCCAGUGGCGGAUACUCCAUGAAACCCUGUCCCCAAGGGGGAAGCUUUUACAUCUUCCAGAAGGGAGGGGGCAGCUUGGAAUUGUUGGAUUUCACUCAGAACACAUCAACAUCUGUCUCAUUGCCAAUGACCUUGGAGAAGGUGUUCCCUCUUGGAGAUAAAGGUUGCCUCCUCCUCGGCCCUGAUGGCUCGAAAAUGCUAUUGACUUGGGAAGGUGACACAGUCAGGCUGAACUACAUCGAUGAAAUAGGAGUGUCAGAUGACAUUCACUUUUUCCAUGAAUCUCCCAUUGGUUCCUUUUUCUGCUCAAACUCAGCUGUGAUUGGCUUUGUAGAGGGAUUUCCUCCUCCCAAGAUUUCGGGAAGCUUGGAUUGUCCUGUGAGGAUUGUGGAUCGAAAGGAAAGCUCUUCAGAUUAUGUGUAUCUAUACGAUCCAGAGGAGAUGAAGCUCUUUGAGGCAUCUUCCAAGGACCUUUCUGUCAUUCACUGGAAAGAUGCAGAAAAGCGGGUCAUUGCUCGACAUCGUAUCCCUCUUCUCAUCCAGGAAUCAGAGGAGGAGCCCCAAGUCCCUCCAUUCAUUGCCCUUGUCAAUGAUGGACGAGUUGCAGCUGCAGAUGCUUCAGGAAAUGUGCACUUGUAUCAGGUUGGGACCUCUCAGAUCCAGAAGUCUCUCAAGGUGUGGAAGGAUCUUGUGGGUCAUCCAGAGAAGGGGAAGCUGAGAUGGGAAAUGAAGAGACCUAGUAGGGCAGAGGUAUCUGGUCCCAAGCACGGGAAAGUGGAUCCACAAAAUGCACCUCAUGUGGGAGGAAACACCUGGGCAGGUGGCACAGGGGGAAGAGACACAGCAGGACUGGGUGGGAAAGGAGGACCUUAUCGAUUGGAUUCUGGGCAUACUGUCUAUCAGGUCCCUGAUGAGGAGAAGGCUGCAGUUCCACUGGAGAUUCAGGCAGCUGCUCGAGAAUUGGCUCGGGAAACGUUUCGCGAUCGACUGAGAGAGAUACGUAUGAGUCCUCUGGACAUCAACGAGUACGAACGUUACAGGAAGGCUGUGGAAGGGCCCGUAAAGCGGCUCAAGAUGAUCGUGGAUUCCCUGAAAGCAAAAGAGAAGGAGAGGGAAUGGAUCAGGCUUCAAUCACAUGGGGAUCUGGAUGACACUCGCCUUGUUGAAGGCUUGACAGGAGAGAAGUCUAUCUUCAAGCGAAGGAAGGAGAAGGAGCCUGAAGUUGGAACUCCUCAGAAGAAACCCAAGCACCUGCGACUCGUGAUCGAUGUCUCAGGCAGCAUGUACCGGUUCAACGGGUAUGAUGGUCGGCUCGAGAGGGAGAAGGAGGCCGUGCUGAUGACGAUGGAAGCUCUGAAAGGCUACAUUGGGAAGAUUCGUUAUGAGAUUGUGGGACAUUCAGGAGAAGAGGUUCAUGUCCCCUUUGUGCUGGCAGACACACCUCCAAUCAACCCCAAGCAACAGCUCCAAGUUCUUCAGAUGAUGGAAGCACACAGUCAGUUUUGCUGGGCAGGAGACAACACUCUGGCAGCCCUGCGGAGGGGGAUGGAGGAAGUGGGGAAGGUGGAGGCUGACGAGCGCUUCCUCAUCCUCCUGUCCGAUGCGAACCUCGAGCGUUACGGGAUCUCCGUCCGACACAUGCGGGAUGCUCUCACGAAGCAAGAUAAUGCUUCGGCAUCGGUCAUCUUCAUCGGUUCCACUGGCUCACAAGCCCAUAGGUGGAAGGAGGGCCUCCCUCCAGGAAAGGCAUUUGUCUGCUUCGACACUUCAGAAUUGCCACGCAUUCUUCAGACCAUCUUCUCCUCGUCGAUCCUCAGAUGAUGCAUGGUGUUGCUCGCAGAAGAAUUCGUCUUUAUAUUCCCUCAAGCAAUAUUAAUUUCUAUUGCAGGUGCAACAGUCUUCCCGUCAGCCUUUCUAAUUCCGAGAGCGAUUGCGUUGAGACGUUGCGGGUAGCGACGUCAGAUGGCGGUCCUGUUGUGCCUGGUGCUGCCAUCUAUGAGAACACAACUGAAUCCUUGCUUCUCAAAAAUUCUCCAGUGUGGCAACGCGCUCAGAUGUAUUCAUGCAAUAAAAUGACUGUAUCUCAACGUUUUCUUUUAAUUACCCCAAGUGAAAACGGUCGAGCAGGACACACGUGACGAU